Phycomyces blakesleeanus NRRL 1555(-) is the source of this 684-nucleotide messenger RNA. RefSeq lists its product as hypothetical. The transcript is spliced from 9 exons. The record is from RefSeq and is a predicted model, not a curated record. The coding region runs from base 1 to 684 and encodes 227 amino acids. NCBI's taxonomy places the organism in Eukaryota, Fungi, Mucoromycota, Mucoromycetes, Mucorales, Phycomycetaceae.
AUGGUCUUUUGUAUAUAUGUAAAUGUGAUUAUAUGUUUAUAUUUGAGUAUAAGUGUGAGUGUGAGUGUUUUAUUUCAUUACACUCUUUCAGUCUCUCUUGAGGACACUAUCAUUCUUUUUAUUUCUGAUGCAUUCUCUUCACAAUGUCUAUUCCAAUUAGCAAAUGUUAAUGAACGACCCUUUCUCAAAUAUUCUCUGCAUCUAAAACUUUCAUCUCAUGCUACUGUCAUUGACAUGACUAUAUUGGCUCUUGACAAGGACUAUCAAGAUUUACAAAUACAACUGUUUGCUUUGGUCAUUUUCAUAGUCAAAGUAGUCAUACUGGGUGCCAUGUCCAACAUUCCUGAUAUUCUCUUAAUUUUCUCACUUGUAUCUGAUGUUUUUAAUGCAUCUUCAAGCAAGCUACACAUCACUGGUUUUUUUGAGAGAAAUAAUAUCUGCGUCACAUUGCUCAAUUCAAAUAGUAUGAAAGAUGAUAAGGAAAGUGGUCCAAAAUAUAUAAUUGUAUCACUAGAUGUGUUGUAUAACCACUUCAUCACACUUGUUGACAAGAAAGUAGUAGCUGAUUUAGACUCAAAUAGUCAUCAGUUGUUGUCAUGUGCUUUUGGCAAAAUCGUUGAAGGACCAGUUUCUGAUGCAAUUGCGUCACAGUUUCCUCAGUGGGAUCUUAGAAACGGGUCCUAA